Fonsecaea pedrosoi CBS 271.37 is the source of this 285-nucleotide messenger RNA. RefSeq lists its product as uncharacterized. The record is from RefSeq and is a predicted model, not a curated record. The transcript is spliced from 2 exons. NCBI's taxonomy places the organism in Eukaryota, Fungi, Ascomycota, Eurotiomycetes, Chaetothyriales, Herpotrichiellaceae. Gene Ontology annotation, cellular component: membrane. The coding region runs from base 1 to 285 and encodes 94 amino acids.
AUGUCGGACAGUGCCAUCCCCGCGCUUCUCAUCAUCCUUAUCACCAUCCUUGUACCUCCCGUGGGCGUGUUCCUCGUCGCAGGCUGCGGCGCCGAUCUCUUCGUCAACAUCUGCCUGACCCUGCUCGGGUACAUCCCCGGCCACAUCCACGCGUUUUACGUCGAAUAUGUGUACUUUGACCGGAGGGAGAGGGCGAGACAAGGGCAAUUGACGGGGCAUCAGGCACCGGGAGUGUAUAGUGAGAGGGUGCAAUCUGGAGGGUCGGUCGGGUACGGGACGAUCUAG